Messenger RNA from Uranotaenia lowii, 2232 nucleotides. RefSeq names its product equilibrative nucleoside transporter 1-like. Lineage: Eukaryota; Metazoa; Arthropoda; Insecta; Diptera; Culicidae. Bases 496 to 1950 code for a protein of 484 amino acids. Gene Ontology annotation, biological process: nucleoside transmembrane transport. Gene Ontology annotation, cellular component: plasma membrane. Gene Ontology annotation, molecular function: nucleoside transmembrane transporter activity. The record is from RefSeq and is a predicted model, not a curated record. The transcript is spliced from 4 exons.
AUUUAUGAGUCAGUCAGCUGAGUUUUGCUUAGGAUUUUCAUUCAACUAGAAGCAGAAUAGUAAGUGCUUUGUUGUUAGAAAACGCAGUUAAAUCUAUCAAGUGUGUGUUGUACCAAAAGACAUGAAUCGAUAAGAGAAGUAGUGAAAGACAACAGCGAGCGGGUUGAACUGCAUCCAUCCAUCCUAAACAUUUGCAUUUAGAGGCCCAGCCAGCAUCAUCAACUUGACCUACAAUUUUGCAGUUCUCCGUCGUAACUGGUUCCUUUCCCUUAUCAGCAAGCAACGAUGCUCGUGUCGAUUGUUUUGGGGCGUCGUUCCUGAUUAGAUCGGAUGGCUGUUUGUUGUUAUCCGUCCACAGUACGUCGUGUAUGUUCCUCUGUUUGUUAGGCGUGAGCGAUUAUCAAUCGAGAAGCGCUUCGUCAGUGCGUUAUUUUCAUCCUCGAAAUCGGAAGCUGCCGAAACCCGCUGCACAAAGUGGAUACCACCGAAACCAACAUGGAUUAUGCAAUCUGCAGCAGUCGAAGGCCACUUUUGCAGAACCAGCAUCAGGAUGAGGAAGAUGACAGUGAAGCGACCUUUUACGAUGAGAGCAACUAUGCGGGCUCGAUAAAUGCUGGUUCGAUCAAUAACAUUCCAUCGACGGCAAUCGUGGGCACGCGGAGUGGCACCCGGAGAACGGAAGAUGGCAGCCAUCGGAUAGCACCCAUCGAUAAAUACAACUUUACCUAUGCAGUAUUCUACCUUUUGGGGAUGACAACCCUACUGCCUUGGAAUUUCUUCGUUACUGCUGAGGAGUACUGGCACUACAAAUUCCGUAAUGUCUCCAGCAACGAUACCUCGAUUCUCACCCCCCGGCAGUUAGAGUUCCAGUCGGAUCUCAGCAUAGCGGCCUCGAUUCCCACCACCCUAUUUCUGGUGCUGAACGCCUGCUUCGGCCAUAUGAUAUCGUUGCCAGUCCGGAUGGUGGGCUCACUGAUCAUGAUGUUAGUCAUCUUCGUUGGAACCACGGCCCUGGCCCAGAUUGACACCGACCAGUGGCAGGAUACAUUUUUCCUCGUCACCAUGAUUUCCGUUGUGGUAGUUAACGCGUUUUCUGCCAUCAUGUCCGGUGGGAUUUUCGGUAUCGCCGGUCAAUUCUCGUCGGACUACAUGUCCGCAGUCGUCAGUGGACAAGCAUUGGGAGGCAUUUUCACGGCCCUCGCCGACGUUAUCGCCAUCAGCUUCGGAGCCCCAGCCACGGCUACGGCUUUCGUGUUCUUCAUCAUUGGGACGGUUGUUCUGCUGCUGUCCCUAAUCUUGUACCUGAUUAUGAGCAGAACGCUCUUCUUUAAAUACCACACUGCAUCGCAAUCGCUCAUGAAGAGCUCUCUGGAUGUGGACGGAAUGUCAAGGGAGUUAUUACCCCGGCAGAGUCCCACAUUUGUAGGAGUUUUGAAAAAGAUAUGGCUCUACGGAUUUGCCGAAUGGUUGGUGUUUGUGACGACCCUGUCCAUUUACCCUGCUGUUACUAUUCUGGUCGGAUCGCAGACACGUGGACACGCCUGGAACGAUGUCUAUUUCUUGCCUGUAGUUAACUAUCUGCUCUUUAACACCGGGGACUACAUCGGAAGAGUUUGCGCUGGAUUCAUCGAAUGGCCCUCACACAAUCCAUUCCUCAUCAGUUUGAUGUCCAUCGUAAGAAUUGCAUUUGUGCCGACCAUUUUGUUGUGCAACAUUAGGCCGCAUCACAGUUUCCCGGUAAUGAUACACUCGGAUUACAUCUUUAUCGCGUUGAUGGCCGGAUUCGCGCUCUCCAAUGGGUAUCUUGCCAACCUGGCCCUGAUUGGCGCUCCGAAAACGGUCGACCAGCCCGAAAAGGAAAUGGCUUCCUCGAUGAUGGCCGCCUUUUUGGGCAUUGGCUUGGCCUGUGGCUCUACCGUUAGUUUUAUGAUAAUCGAAAUGAUCAAGUAAAGUAGAGCUUGGAUAUUAUACUGCCGUUCGACGUAGUUUAUGGGUAAGUAACCACUAGAAAAAAAAAAUAGAAAACCGACGGAUCUGCGAUAUUCAUAUUAAGAUACAAGGUGCGGGAACGAAUUUGACCAAAUGACACACUUAUCUAUAGAAGUAAGAAGUCAGUUGUUAAUUUAUAGCGAAUGUACAGUCUCGUUACCUCGGUUUAGUCGAGCAAUGAGAUGAAGAUAUUAAAUCAAAUAUUAUAUUACACGAGUAUACAUCAUAUCGAGAAAUUCUGUU